Dendronephthya gigantea is the source of this 126-nucleotide messenger RNA. RefSeq lists its product as uncharacterized. The annotation marks the transcript as partial. The transcript has 2 exons. The record is from RefSeq and is a predicted model, not a curated record. Lineage: Eukaryota; Metazoa; Cnidaria; Anthozoa; Malacalcyonacea; Nephtheidae.
CAUAUACAUACAUAUACAUACAUAUACAUACAUACAUACAUACAUAUACAUACAUAUAAUAUAUACAUACAUUACAUACAUUACAUAACAUACAUAUACAUACAUAUACAUACAUAUACAUACAUA